AUGGAAGAACCACUAGAACAAGAACAUUCAAUUUCCAAUGAUGAUUUUAAACCUUCAUCAUCGUCGACAACCGUCAAAGCAUCUCGUCUAACAAAACAAACAACAGCAAAUGGUACAACACGUCGCCAUAAGCGACGUCGUCAACCAAACAGCACGCGUUCAUCAAGCGAUCAUUCAAGUUCGUCGAGUCGUUCCUCAUCUUCAUCGAGUCAUUCAUCACAAUUAUCGAACAAAAACGUGAAUACCAAUGAACACGAAUCGAAGAAAACGCGUAGUUGUCUGGCACAAGAACAACUGCAGCAAGUUGUCGCAAAGACCAAAACUGGAAAAUAUGAUAUUUUGGAUAGUUUCGCUUUCUUAACAUUCGACACAGAUGAAGAUUGGCGAAUAGCUUUCGAUCAUUUCAAACAACAGCAGUUACAACAAGCUUUCGCAAACAAAAAAUCAUUCUCGUUGAUAGGCAAGAAGAAUGGAAAUGGAACAGAUCAUUUCGAUGAGCAUGGUCUACAUCGUUCCAUUAGCGUCCCGUGUAAGAUCGAAGAUACUCAUCGAACUUCUUCGCAUCCGACAUCAGUUCCAGCAGACGAAAAUUCUUCGGAAAAUCAUCGUUUAUCUCUAUGGCAAAAUCUAUCACCGAAUAAAAACACGGGCGAUCGACAGUCAAUGUCAGACAUUAAAAGUGAACCGACCGAUCGAACAAAUCGAUCAAGUCGAACAACAUCCGAGCAUGAAGAUAAUCAUUGUGACAACGAGCAUCAUCAAAACUCCACUGGUUCACUACAGAAAUCGUCCGAUAGUGUGAAAACAGAAUCGGACGAAAAGAAACAUCAUCAUCACCAUCAUCACCACCACCAUCAUCAUCAUAAAUCACAUAAACGUCACAAAACUAAACACGAUAUAAGUGUUAAUGGUGACAGUAGUAAUAAACAUCCGACAAUCACUUCAAUGUCUGAUUUAGCCAAACAACAUAUAAAACAUGAACCUAUUCCAUUUCCAGGAUCAUUCAAUUUUCCAUCUCAUUUCGAUCCGAAACUAUUUCCUCUUCCAUCAUUUGCUCCAUUUCCUCAUCCGCCACCUUCGUCACAAGCAUCACCCUUCGCCGGUCCUUAUGAUCCUUCGCUGAUGUUAGCGAGCCGUUUCUACGGUGGACAAUAUCCACGAGAUCUUCCAAUGCCGCCGCCACCUCGACCGCCAUCAAGGUUAUUGCAGCAUGGAUUUUCUUUAAAAGAAAAUCACCUCGACGCAUCGGCAUCCAUGGAGAAAAUGUUCGAAAAAUACUAUCCAGGCGUUUUACCAAGUUACCUAGCAGCUGCAGCUUCGGCAGCAGCAGCUGCAUCAACGAAUAGUAAUUCGCCUAUUUCAUCAUUAAAUGUUAAAAUGCAUAGUGCUUCUCCACAUACUCCUGAUCAUUCACUGUGGUCACAUCGUGACAACUUACAACGACAACUUCUAGCUGCAUCCAAUAAAUCAAGUUCGACUAAAUCACCUCUAUUCGAUGGUCAUGCAAAACCAUCACCGAAUCAUGCAGGACCGUCACCGAACGAUCACCAUCAUCAUCAUCAUCGUCGCCACAGUUCAUCCGCAUCCAAUUCCGACAUACCGAACUCAUCUACAUCAGCAGGCCCCCCACUCUACAUCGCACCCGUUAUUGUCACAGAAUUUCAUCAGCACCAACACAAUCAUAAUCAUACUCAUGAACAUAAAUUGAACAUAACCACAAAAGACGACCGACAACCAUCUCCAAGAUCGAAAACUCCUCUUUCUAAUGAGCCGAAAAAGCCCAAAGCAGGUUUUUCCGUUACCGAUAUGUUCGUUGAUAAAUCAUCAUCUGUUAUUAAACAUUCGCCGCAAUCAUCACUACAACAGUCGCAACCACAAGGUUUUCUUUCGGUUAUUACUAGCAAGAAAGAUAAUAAUCAGUCGUCGUCGCUGUCUUCGUCAUCGUCAUCAUCGGUACAAUUAAAGAAACCAUCUAAUGGAAAAUGGUCAACAGCUCAUGUUCAUAUUGCUUGGAUGAUUUAUCACAACGAACAACGACAACGAGAUAAACUAAAUCUGAUAAAUCCAGCAAAUAAAAUUCGACCGUCGUCAUCUCUAAUGCAGUCGCUGUCCUCUUCAUCACCGUCAUCUCAGUCAACAUUUCUACCACCACCAAUGCCACUGAACGAUGCAAACAAUGACUUGUCAUCGUUGCGUACAUCAUUACCUCCCCCAGCACCUUCUCCAUUCGCCUUUCCAUUCGAUAUCCAUUCACAACAGAAUCAUCUUUUUCGAUCACUAUCAAGCUCAAAACUACCACGGCCGACAGUUACAUCAUCGACCUUAUCAUCAUCUUCGCCGUCGCCGUCAAUUAAAACACCAACUGUAAAGCGUGAACAAAAAAUACCACUGAUCGAUGAACGUAUGCGACAUACAUCUCCGUCCCCAUCCCCGUCAUCACGAACACCCUCGGGAUCAACGUUUCUUCCACCUUCACCAUCACAUCGAAUGAGGAUGGAUUUUUCAUCGCCGUCAAUGCUAUUACCGUAUUCACAACCUUCUUUUCCAACAUUUUCACCAAAUGAUGAUCGUAAACGUUUUCUAAAUCCCACUCCAGAUCUGCUACCACCGUUCGGGCUACCUUCAUCGGCACCAUCGCCCUUUCUUUCUUCUCUCUUUCCUACGGGUGCUCCGCCAAUGCCACCGCCGCCACCAAUGUCUUCGUCCUCAUCCUCAUCUAUUCGUCGUAAUACUAUCAACAGUGACUCACCAAAAUCAUCAUUAUUUCCUCCACCAUUUUCAACACCGUUCGAUUUUACUCGAUCACCUCUACUACCAGCUGGAUUUCCUCCCUUACCAGCAAGCAACCAUCUCGAAUCGGAUCGCUAUCGUCUUCUUCUCGAACAACAAGCACGCGAACGAGAAAUGCAGUUUGCUAUGAUGGCAGCAGCAGCAGGCGGUGCACAACCACCGCCACUUUUCACCGAUCCAAGUUCCGCGGCACUGUUUAAACAUCGUUAA
Messenger RNA from Adineta ricciae, 3000 nucleotides. Lineage: Eukaryota; Metazoa; Rotifera; Eurotatoria; Adinetida; Adinetidae. The record is from the annotation of a GenBank genome assembly.